AUGCACCCGGCGCUCGGAUUCACCUAUCUAUUUCUCCUCACAUCUAUCUCCCCCAUGUUCGUCAAUUUUGUUUUAUUUUCCUUUUAUCUUUCUUUUCUUUUUACCCUCUCACCGAUCCUCGAUUUGAGGAGGAGUGUUGAAGUCUACAUCCGAGAUCGUGAUCGAGGAUGA
Molecule: messenger RNA, 171 nt
Organism: Laccaria bicolor S238N-H82
Lineage: Eukaryota; Fungi; Basidiomycota; Agaricomycetes; Agaricales; Hydnangiaceae
Exons: 1
Coding region: 1-171 (56 amino acids)
Source: RefSeq, a predicted model, not a curated record